Molecule: messenger RNA, 2099 nt
Organism: Archocentrus centrarchus (flier cichlid)
Lineage: Eukaryota; Metazoa; Chordata; Actinopteri; Cichliformes; Cichlidae
Product: transmembrane protein 198-like
Exons: 5
Coding region: 359-1366 (335 amino acids)
Cellular component (GO): plasma membrane
Source: RefSeq, a predicted model, not a curated record
GCGUCAGCUGUUCACAAGCACAGAUGAGGGGCUUAGUGCUUUGGACGCUGAGUCUCACCCACAGUUCUCGGAGAGAACAACAUAAACUCUUGACAGAACUCUGGACAUCUCAGUCCUUCCCUGGGAUUAACUGCUAAUGAGGACAUUUGGUUUAUUUCAUAAAGUUUACUUUUACAGUGUCAAGAUAUACUGCAUUUGAGGUGCACAACAGGAAACAGUUUAGUACAUGUUCUGAGCUCCGGCGCUUCCUCUUUCCCUGGAUACCAAAUGCAGGACGUUCCGGUUUUGCCUCUUCAAUGAGCAAAACGGAUUCACAUCCACACCAGCUGCUCACCAACAGAAGUAAUAACUCUGCAAGAUGGCACUUACUUCACUCUAUGUUACAGAGGAGCCAGGAGCCGGCUUAAGUGAAGUGGACAUAUGUACGCCUGAGAUUAAUAUAAAGUAUGAAGUCAUCCCAUCUAUUGUCUGCUCUGUUUGCCUUUCAUUUGGCCUCAUCUACUGCUUUUUCGGAUACCGCUGCUUCAGGAUGGCCAUGUUCUUCUCAGGCUUCCUGUUAAGCUCUGUAUCUGUGCUCAUUUUGUACCACAAAGAGCCUGUGUUGAGCACCCACCUGGAGACCGAGACCAAGGCAGGCAUUGGCCUGGGUGUGGCAGUGCUGUGUGGUCUGGUGACCAUGUUGAUAACCACUGUGGGACUCCUCAUCAGCGGCCUACAGCUAGGAAGCCUUCUCUCUCUCUCCAUCUUGGUGGUUAUCGGACAAUUCCACAGCCUUACUCCGGUGUGGGUGCCCCUCAGUGUUGUACUGGCUGCCAGCAUGGCUGCUGCUGUCUUUACGCUCCAGUGGCAGAAGCUAUUUAGCAUCAUCUACACAUCUGUAUUUGGAGCAACGGCAGUGAUGCUGUGUGUGGACUACCUGGUGGGGGCAUUUGUGUUACCAGAUCAAGUGUAUGAUAUAUUUUCUCAAGUUGCCCAGCGGCCAUUCUGCUGGUAUGACUGGGCAAUCACAGGGAUCUGUCCUGUUUUGAGUCUCAGUGGCGUGCUGGUGCAAUGGUGGUUUACUGCCAAAGAAAUGUCACACACUGGAGGUGCACAUAAAAAGCAGAAGAAACACACUAAAAAGCACACAUAUAGAGAAUCCAGGAGGAGACCUCAGCCUCACCGCCGACGGAGGCCUCCACCCCUAAAACGCUACACUGGGGACGUCCUGGCACCGAGUUAUCUUCAGAGCCUUCAGGAGCGUCAGAUGGGAACGGGCUCCUCCAAAAGCAGUGUCAGCACUAUCACACACACUCUAAUAGACUUUGACUUUGAGACAGGCUCCAUGGUGCCUCUGACCACUGCCUCUCCUGUUUUCACAGUUUGACUAACAUGGCUUCAAGCAACUAUAGAUUACACCUAUCUGAUGAAACAUUAAGGAAUAAUUAAUCAUUUGAAUCAUCUUGACUGGCUUCAUGAGAUAAUCAUCAACAUGCUCAGAGAGAUUUAAGGUGCUUGGAGAUCAUCCCCUGAAUGAUGACAGGACAAAUUAAUGCAACUUUAGCAAUUUCCUCAGGCCCACGAUCAGCAAAUCCUUUGAGCAGUUUAACUCUCAGAUGAGUUUUUUGUUUCAUGCAAUAUCAUAACAAUCUUCUACAUCCUGCCUACAUAUAUCACUGUGUACAUAAAUACUGUAGAUCAGAAACAUAUCUAGAUUGCUCUUAAAUUUAAGCAUUAAAGGUAUAAAAAUAAAUGUGUGCUAGCAGAUACAACAAUACUAAGGAACAAAAAUGUGUAAUUCUGGACAGUAAACAAAUAAAACACUGAUUUGACAGCAGUGACGGCUUCACAGUCUGCUGUUUUGGAGUAUUGUCUUAUGUUAAGAGUCAUUAAAUCAGCAAAGCGACUCAGUGACAUCAAUUAAACAGCAGUGUUUAUGCAACAUUUGCUAACGUUAUCCACCAUAAGCCACUGAUCAUACCAAACCAAGUAUGGCAGCAGAAGCAAUACCACAGAUGAUAUGUUUCAUUGUUUAUGAGUUCAAGUUUGAAUUUCCAAGAACAUGAUGUGUUGUUUCAUUUUUCAGGGUUACGUUCUCACUUUUUAAAGGAUACAGUUAA